AUGACAAACAUUAGUAUUUCAGUCAUCCUUGAUAAAAAAGCUAAAUCACAAAAACUUAUUAAUAAUAGACCAGGAUAUGAUAUGAAAUAUGUCAACUCAUAUAUUCUGAAUUAUUAUGGUAUUAAUGAUUAUCAACAAUUCUUUGAAGAACUCUUUGAGACUGAAAGACAAUAUAAUACUUUAUCACUAGUCUCUGAGAGAAAGAAAAGUGUAUACCAUAUACAUGCUCUAUUUCUAGCAUUCAGUAAGGGUAAAUUUGUAGAUCAUAAUUACUACCGACCUAGAAUUUAUAAAACUCGUAGAUAUGUAGAAAUUCUCGAACCUAAAGACCUGAUGCAAGAACAUUGGGAUCAUGAUUGUAAUAAACCAAAAACUAGAGAUAGUUCGGCAAGAAUUAUUCAAAAUGUUUGGAGACGAUUUCAAGAAAGAGAGCCAUCAAAUGCACGACUCGCUUGGAACAGCUUAGCAAAUGAUAAUACUCUGAAUAAUAAGAAAUUUCUAGGUUUAACUCGACAUAAAGUAAAAAAUUCUCAGACUCGAGAACAAUUUAAUCAAUGA
Cetraspora pellucida is the source of this 558-nucleotide messenger RNA. The record is from the annotation of a GenBank genome assembly. NCBI's taxonomy places the organism in Eukaryota, Fungi, Glomeromycota, Glomeromycetes, Diversisporales, Gigasporaceae.